GGUUUGUCCGGAGACCGUUCGGCGUCAUUCGAGUGACACUACUUAUUAGGGUUCAUGGGGGGGAAUUCGAGGGCGAAUUCGCCGUCUUUCUACCUCCGCGGCGCGAUCCGGAAGCCCAAUCUGCGAUCCCGAGACCACGAGGGCGCGAUGGAUACGGGUCAAGUGCUCGUGGAAAUCCAGCCUCAAGAAGAACUUAGGUUCACAUUUGAGUUAAGGAAGCAGAGUUUUUGUUCUGUUCAACUUGUCAACAUAUCCAAUGAUUAUGUUGCAUUCAAGGUUAAAACAACAUCUCCUAAGAGAUACUGUGUGCAACCAAAUAUGGGCAUCAUUCUACCAAGAUCAACAUGCAACUUUACAGUUACUAUGCAAGCGCCGAAGGAAACUCCAUGUGAUAUGCAAUUAAAAGAUAAGUUCCUUGUUCAGAGCACAGUCAUUCCAUUUGGUACUACUGAUGAGGACAUUGUACCAAGUUUUUUCUUUAAAGAAAAUGGUAAAUAUAUCCAAGAAAACAAGUUGAGAGUUGCCCUUAUCAGCCAUCUACAUCCUCCACCACCAGAAAAUAGAACUUUGAGGCAGGAGCCAGCUCAUGAUAUUCCUGAUUUGGCUGAGAUUUCUAUUGCCACUAAUGGCAUUUUGAAACAUGAACCAGCUGAAGAAGUUCCCAUUUUGAUAGAAACUUCUAUCUCAAACAGUGGUGUUCUGAAACAGGAGCUUGAUCAUGAAAGAGAGAUGUCAAAAGAGACUUGUUAUUUUAGUGAUCAAACACUUGGUGGAGUAGCAGAUGUAACCCCAUCUCUUGUGGCCGAAGAUAUUGAUGAGUUGAAGUUGAAACUCAAUAAUCUCGAAGCAAAAUUCAAUGAGGCUGAGAAGACAAUAACAAGUAUGAGAGAAGAGAAUAUUGCAGCCAUUCAAGACAGAGAUAAAUUUCAACUAGAAAUUGCUGCGCUGAGAAGGAAAUAUGUUGUCAACGUUCAAUCCGGUUUUCCAUUUUCGUUUAUAGUAUUCGUGGCACUAGUUACUAUGGCAUUUGGAUAUCUACUGCACCCAUGAAAUCCAUCUCAAUGCUCAAGCCUGGCUUAGUUUCAUCAGAGCUAGAAACUAUAAUUUGUAAGCAAAAAGAUUACAAUUCCAAUGUCAAAUGUCAAAUAUUACAA
Musa acuminata subsp. malaccensis (wild Malaysian banana) is the source of this 1154-nucleotide messenger RNA. Its product is annotated as vesicle-associated protein 1-1. Gene Ontology annotation, cellular component: endoplasmic reticulum membrane; plasma membrane. NCBI's taxonomy places the organism in Eukaryota, Viridiplantae, Streptophyta, Magnoliopsida, Zingiberales, Musaceae. Gene Ontology annotation, biological process: endoplasmic reticulum membrane organization. The record is from RefSeq and is a predicted model, not a curated record.